UGGUUGAAAUCUUGUUUCUUGACUUUGCAUUGUUGCUAGCAAGAACGAAAGAGAUGGACUUUGAGGACGAAGACAAACCAAAAUAUGUCUCCAAGACCCGCAGGUUUGCACCUGGUCGUGCCCGAAAGUCCAAACCUGAACCAACUCCAGUACAUCCCUCAGAAACUGAUGCUCCUUCCGAGUCUGUCAGCAAGAAGAAGACGUUGAUGGAGGAAGAAGAAGAAGAAGACGUUGUUGUUCGUGAAAUUGACGUGUUCUACAAUCCAUCUAUUGGUGCCAACACUGAGCUUUAUGUUCUACAAUACCCUCUAAGACCGUCUUGGCGUGCGUAUGAAAUGGAUGAACGUUGCCAAGAAGUUAGAGUGAACCCUUCUACCUCCGAGGUGGAACUUGAUUUGUCUAUGGAUGUUAAUUCCACUAACUAUGACUCAAAGUCUGCAAGUGAAUUACAUAUGACUAAGCAGACCUUGACAACAGCAUGGAAACCGCCUCCUACAUUGGACUAUGCUGUUGGGGUUCUUUCACGUGAUACGUUACACUUGAAUCCUGUUCAUGCUGUUCCUCAGCUCCGACCGUCUAUGAAGUAUCUUUCAUCCAAAAGAAUACAAGCAGAAGCUCCUGAAGAAUCUGCCAGAGCAUCAAAAAAGCAGAACAAGGGAGUAUCCAAGGAUCAGAAACCAGUACCUGAAGAAAAUUGGGUUUCACUCAAGUAUCAUGGACUUGGAUCAGAAUUUCACUCUAGAUACCUUACCAAAAUGAUGGCCAGUGAGAACUCUAUAAUAAACUUCAACAUGAGCCGGUAUAUGAUGUCUUCCUUUUGA
Molecule: messenger RNA, 821 nt
Organism: Brassica rapa (field mustard)
Lineage: Eukaryota; Viridiplantae; Streptophyta; Magnoliopsida; Brassicales; Brassicaceae
Product: DNA-directed RNA polymerase III subunit RPC5-like
Biological process (GO): tRNA transcription by RNA polymerase III
Cellular component (GO): RNA polymerase III complex; nucleus
Source: RefSeq, a predicted model, not a curated record